Cryphonectria parasitica EP155 is the source of this 1050-nucleotide messenger RNA. RefSeq lists its product as uncharacterized. The transcript is spliced from 6 exons. The record is from RefSeq and is a predicted model, not a curated record. Bases 1 to 1050 code for a protein of 349 amino acids. NCBI's taxonomy places the organism in Eukaryota, Fungi, Ascomycota, Sordariomycetes, Diaporthales, Cryphonectriaceae.
AUGCAGGAUGAUGGCGAUGUCGGUGGCAAUGCCAAUUUGGCCAGCUUCGAUGUCGCAGGUGCACAGAGGUGCCUCGUGUCCGUGCUGAGCUUCAUCUUGUAUGCCAGAGGCUCCCUUCCCGAAGACUGCUUUCGGGCUGUUUCGAAUAAGCAGUGGGCCGAUCCAAAGAUCACGCAUGAGGGCCUCAUCAGCUCCGGCAAACCACUCUCUGUCUCUGGGCAACCCAGAGAGAUCAUACUGGCCCAAGAUGGGCCCUGCAUAUACCUACGGAACGCUGAGAACCACCGCUUGGCUGGGCUGCUGAAGGCCCUGGAACGUGUUUUUGCCGCUGUCGAGCAGCAGCGCCUUGGCAAAAUUCAAAUUUGCUUCACGGGGUCCAAGCUUUGGGACACGAGCGCAUUGAUCGAGUUCUAUAGCCUCAAACUUCACUACACUAAAAUGGGAAGCAUGCACAUCUAUAUCAGCUGGGGCGGCCAGUCUGACACCCCCAUUCCAACAGACUGCAGACAUCCAUUGAAGGAGUUCCUGAGGACGCGACCUCCCAUCCGGGGCACCUAUUAUACUUGCCCAUUCCUUUUCUCGAUCGAUGGAAAGCCCUUGGACGACAAACAGAGGUCUACUUUCCGCGACGGCGUUCAGACGGCGGUCUCUAUCUUGCAGGGCAAUGCAGAUGCGAGUGGAGGCCGGAUCGGCACGGUUGUCUAUUGGUCUACGGCUGAUUUGUUCGAGGAAGAGAAGCAAAAGGCCCGUCAAGCAGCGGAGGCCGAUCUGGCAGCGCAAUGGAGAGCCGAUUUCUUUCGGGAGGAGUAUGAAAUCCAUGACGAAGAUAAUAUCUCUUGGGGCCUUAACCAUCGGUCUUUGGGCCGAGCAGAGCAGAGUGCAAACUUCGACGAUGUUCCUGAUUGGCUCAGUGGCUACAUCCCGGGGCCAUCGCACAGCCCACAGAGACAGCUUGAUGCUGAGGUGCUUCAGCAGAAGUACGAUUGCAACCUGCCGAUCAAGGUUGCGAGCAAGUUCAGUGCCGUCACACGAAUCGGGCACUCUGGAUGA